This is a messenger RNA of Populus nigra (black poplar), 1315 nucleotides long. Its product is annotated as ubiquinol oxidase 4, chloroplastic/chromoplastic-like. Bases 49 to 1143 code for a protein of 364 amino acids. The transcript has 9 exons. Lineage: Eukaryota; Viridiplantae; Streptophyta; Magnoliopsida; Malpighiales; Salicaceae. Gene Ontology annotation, molecular function: alternative oxidase activity. Gene Ontology annotation, cellular component: mitochondrion; thylakoid. The record is from RefSeq and is a predicted model, not a curated record. Gene Ontology annotation, biological process: alternative respiration.
CUUGUCUUUUAACAAUUUGAUAAUUCCUCCCCCCCCCCCAAAAAAAAAAUGAUUCUCUCUUCUUCUUCUUCUUCUUCUGCUACGGUAUUAUUCACAAUCUCAUCCUCUUCCUCUACUACUAAAACCAGGAGAUAUAUUGCUAAAACCCCACGAAGCCCUUUUCUUUUCAAACGCAACUACAACCCCGCUUCACUUCCAUUCCCUCCUUCCACAAGGAGUACAAAGUUUUGUAGAGUUCAAGCAACUGUAUUAAAGGAAAAUGAAGAUGAGAAAGUUGUUGUAGAGGAAUCAUUUAGACCCAGCACUCUCACUCAUGGCCCGGAGGCCUCACCACAACCUUCAUCCCCUACUGAAUUAGACAAGUGGGUUGUCAAGCUUGAACAAUCUGUCAAUAUCUUUCUCACUGAUUCGGUGGUAACGAUUCUUGAUGCAUUGUAUCAUGGCCGUGAUUAUGCUAGGUUCUAUGUUUUGGAAACUAUUGCUAGAGUUCCUUAUUUUGCCUUUAUAUCUGUUCUUCAUUUGUAUGAAAGUUUUGGGUGGUGGAGAAGAUCUGAUUAUAUCAAAGUGCAUUUUGCUGAGAGCUGGAAUGAAAUGCAUCACUUGCUUAUUAUGGAAGAAUUGGGUGGCAAUUCUUGGUGGUUUGACCGCUUUCUUGCUCAGCACAUGGCAUUUUUUUAUUACAUCAUGACAGUCUUAAUGUAUGCAUUAAGCCCAAGAAUGGCAUAUCACUUCUCUGAAUGUGUUGAGAACCACGCAUUUGAAACUUAUGACAAAUUUAUCAAGGCACAAGGAGAGGAUUUGAGAAAAAUGCCUGCACCUGAGGUUGCUGUAAAAUAUUACACUGAGGGUGAUUUGUACUUGUUUGAUGAAUUUCAAACUUCCAGAGCUCCCCAUUCUCGUAGGCCAAAAAUAGAGAAUUUGUAUGAUGUAUUUCUGAACAUCAGAGAUGAUGAGGCUGAACAUUGUAAGACCAUGGGGGCCUGCCAAACUCAUGGAAAUCUCCGCUCUCCACAUUCAUAUCCAGAGGAUGCUUUCGAAGAUGAUACUGGCAGUGAGCUUCGUCAAGCAGAUUGUGGAGGGGUUGCUGAUUGUUUAGAGAAAUCUGUAACAUCUCCUCCGUCAAAGCAAAAGCAAAAUAUUUGAGGAAAGGAGAACAAGGAAACAGUAUACACUUCAGGUGAUGAAUAGUGAGAAAUUGUAUACACAAACAUAACAAAGUUACAAAUUAUACAGGCCUUUAAGAGUUGUAUAUGAAAAUUCAAUACCCCUUGAAGUUGCGUUUUUAAAGUAGUUUCCUGGAUAACAGAGUUGCCCA